Molecule: messenger RNA, 2988 nt
Organism: Mercurialis annua (annual mercury)
Lineage: Eukaryota; Viridiplantae; Streptophyta; Magnoliopsida; Malpighiales; Euphorbiaceae
Product: boron transporter 1-like
Exons: 12
Coding region: 695-2821 (708 amino acids)
Biological process (GO): transmembrane transport; monoatomic anion transport; monoatomic ion homeostasis
Cellular component (GO): plasma membrane
Molecular function (GO): solute:inorganic anion antiporter activity
Source: RefSeq, a predicted model, not a curated record
AAAGAUCAAGGAGUAAUUUGCUGAGAAAAACUGUAGAGAUUAGUGAAGUGAAGCUGCUUGUCUGUUUCUUUACAAGCCAGCUUGUCAUGGACUGGCACUCUCUCUUACAAACAUAUAUUCACAGAGACACAGACACAUAAAUUCAAAAACACCCAUUUUUUUUGUCAGUUCUUGAAAAAGGACAAAAGGAUAAUUGCUGUUUUUUGCAUUUUAAGUUCUUUGUGUUAAGCACAGUUAAAGAUUCUACAUUGCAUCUAGUUUGAGUAAUCUGUUACACUUUCUUGUCUCUCUAGAUUUUUAGCUUUCUGGGUUUUCUUUAUUUUAAGCAGCUUUUUAUGAGCAUUGGCAAAUUUUUUUUCUUUUUGGCCCACAAUCAACUUCAAAUCUACUCUUUCAGUCCUCUUUUGGAGCUUUUUCUCAGUAAAAUCCAUUUCUUUCUCUACUCUUUUCAGUACUGAUUUCAAAGUUCAAAAGAAAAAAACAGUCUUUACAGUUAUUUAAAUUUUGAAAUAUCUUUUUAAAUGCUUUUAACUUGUGAUUCUUGCAUUUAUCCUUAGCAAGAGGCCUUAGUCUACUGUUUUCAGAUUUAUUUUUGGAUAAAGAAAUGGACUUUGUUUGGUGAAAACCCUGUGAUUUGAUAUCAUAAUUGAAGCAUACCAGAAGGUGAUUUCUUGUGCUAAUUGCGCAAGAAAUCAUGGAAGAGAGUUUUGUACCGUUUCGUGGAAUCAAGAAUGAUGUUAAACAGAGAUUGGCAUGUUACAAGCAAGAUUGGACUGGUGGUUUAGAGGCAGGCUUCAGGAUCUUGGCACCCACUAUGUACAUAUUUUUUGCAUCAGCAAUUCCAGUUAUUUCAUUUGGAGAACAAUUGGACAGAGAAACAGAUGGUGUUCUCACGGCUGUUCAGACUUUGGCUUCCACUGCAUUGUGUGGUAUUGUGCACUCUAUUAUAGGAGGUCAGCCUUUGCUGAUCCUUGGAGUUGCAGAACCAACUGUGAUUAUGUACACAUUUAUGUUCAACUUUGCUAAAAGUAGACCUGAUUUGGGAUCAAAGCUCUUCCUGGCAUGGACUGGAUGGGUAUGUUUGUGGACAGCUCUCUUGUUGUUUCUACUUGCUAUCUUAGGAGCAUGCUCCAUCAUCAAUAGGUUUACACGUCUCACGGGCGAGUUGUUCGGGCUUUUGAUCGCCAUGCUUUUCAUGCAGGAAGCUAUCAAAGGACUUGUUAAUGAAUUUCACAUACCCGAAAGAGAAAAUCCCAAGUUGAUUCAGUUUAAACCCUCUUGGAGAUUUGCAAAUGGGAUGUUUGCAUUGGUUCUCUCAUUUGGCCUUCUGUUGACUGCUUUAAGAAGCAGAAAAGCAAGGUCGUGGCGCUAUGGUUCAGGGUCACUUCGAGGCUUCAUAGCAGAUUAUGGUGUGCCUUUGAUGGUGUUGGUUUGGACUGCUGUAUCCUAUAUUACAUCAGGUAGUACUCCAGAAGGAAUCCCAAGGCGUCUUUUCAGUCCAAAUCCAUGGUCAACAGGUGCCUAUAAGAACUGGACUGUGAUGAAGGAUAUGCUAAAUGUUCCGGUUAUUUAUAUAAUUGGAGCUUUCAUUCCAGCAACAAUGACUGCAGUGCUCUAUUAUUUUGACCAUAGUGUGGCAUCUCAGCUUGCUCAGCAGAAAGAAUUUAACUUGAGAAAACCACCUUCAUUCCAUUACGAUUUACUACUUUUAGGAUUCAUGGUUAUAAUGUGCGGUCUUCUUGGGAUCCCUCCCUCAAAUGGUGUUAUUCCACAGUCUCCCAUGCAUACCAAAAGCCUGGCUACACUAAAGCACCAACUGCUUCGUAAUCGCCUUGUGGCAGCAGCACGCAAAUGUAUGAGUAAGAAUUCAAGCUUGGUAGAAGUGUAUGAGAGCAUGCAAGAAGCCUAUCAACAGAUGCAAUCUCCAUUGAUCUAUCAAGAACCUUCUGCUCUGGGAUUGAAGGAAUUAAGGGAGUCAACAAUUCAGAUGGCAAGCGUGGGCAAUGCUGAUGCCCCGGUUGAUGAGACAAUGUUUGAUGUUGACAAGGAAAUUGAUGAUUUAUUACCUGUUGAAGUCAAAGAACAGCGUCUUAGUAACUUGCUUCAGUCUAUAUUCGUAGGAGGAUGCGUUGCGGCCAUGCCUUUGAUAAAAAGGAUACCAACCUCAGUUCUCUGGGGUUAUUUUGCUUUCAUGGCCAUUGAGAGUUUACCUGGAAACCAAUUCUGGGAGCGGAUCUUGUUGCUAUUCACCGCUCCAAGCAGAAGAUACAAAGUGCUGGAGGAAUACCAUGCCAGUUUUGUGGAAACAGUGCCUUUCAAGACAAUUGCAAUAUUUACAGUUUUUCAAACAGCUUACCUGCUAGUCUGUUUUGGGAUUACAUGGAUUCCAAUUGCUGGGGUUCUUUUCCCUUUAAUGAUCAUGCUUUUGGUACCUGUAAGACAAUACAUUUUGCCUAAGUUUUUCAAAGGAGCUCAUCUUCAGGAUCUGGAUGCUGCAGAAUAUGAAGAAGCUCCAGCUUUAUCAUUCAAUCUACCAUCUCAGGAAAGAGUGAUGAGUAGAUCAGCCUCAUUUGCAGAUGAUGGAGAAAUUUUAGAGGGAAUGAUGACACGAAGCAGGGGAGAGAUAAAAAGCAUACGCUCAAGUGGUACGAGCACACCAUCAAAAGAACUAAAGAACAGUAAUAGUUUCUCAGAUAAGGUGAUUAGCCCCCGAGUUAGUGAGCUGCGAGGAGAGCUGAGUCCUCGGCAAGGAGGAAGAGGACCGUUUAGUCCAAGAACAGCAGAACCAAAAGCUUGUUCUAAUCUAGGAAAAACUGGUUAAGUGCUCAUAUACUUUCUUACUCAACUAGUCAAGAUAUGAUAUCUAUUUGUUUAGUCAUUAGUGCAAUUCUUUGUACAAUGUUUUUGUAAUUAGAAAAACCAGUUGCAAAGGAAUUCAACUCAUGUGCAUUAAUUUCUCUGCUAGCUAUUCAUGCAACACAUUUCUAA